CGGUACUAGGGCAGGGGUGCGCGCGGGAGUGGAGUACAGGAGCAGUGAAGAGAGGAGAGGUGAAAGGGAGUGGAGUGCGCGGUUAUCCGGACGGCCAUUGCGAGUAACUUGUACGAAGCCGCGAACGCGAUCCCGUCUCGUGCGGCACGCAAGCCAGUAAUUUCGGUGGACCAACCAUCAUCUCUGCAGUAAAGUGCUUCGUGUGAGGCGAAGGAUAACGCGCAUAAGACCCCGGCCCGAUGGCUGAGACCGACAAAUUGAAUAUCGAUAACAUCAUAGCUCGGCUCUUGGAAGUACGAGGAGCAAGACCAGGCAAGAAUGUUCAGUUGACAGAAGUGGAAAUUAGAGGACUGUGUCUCAAGUCACGUGAAAUUUUUCUAUCGCAACCUAUCCUUUUAGAACUCGAAGCACCAUUGAAAAUAUGUGGUGAUAUUCAUGGACAAUACUACGACUUGUUGCGAUUAUUCGAGUACGGUGGCUUUCCUCCCGAAAGCAACUAUCUUUUCUUAGGAGAUUACGUUGAUAGAGGGAAGCAGUCGUUGGAAACUAUCUGUCUACUUCUUGCCUAUAAAAUCAAAUAUCCAGAAAACUUUUUCUUAUUAAGAGGAAAUCACGAAUGUGCAUCCAUUAAUAGGAUAUACGGAUUUUAUGAUGAAUGUAAACGUCGUUACAACAUUAAACUCUGGAAAACGUUUACCGAUUGUUUUAAUUGUCUGCCUGUUGCCGCGAUAGUAGACGAAAAGAUAUUUUGCUGCCAUGGAGGCUUGAGUCCAGAUCUGCAAAGCAUGGAGCAGAUCCGACGAAUCAUGCGACCGACAGAUGUACCUGACCAGGGAUUGCUCUGUGAUUUAUUAUGGUCCGAUCCUGAUAAAGACACUAUGGGUUGGGGCGAAAACGACCGUGGGGUAUCGUUCACUUUCGGAGCAGAAGUCGUUGCCAAGUUUUUACACAAACAUGACUUUGAUCUUAUAUGCCGUGCGCAUCAGGUGGUGGAAGAUGGUUACGAAUUUUUUGCCAAACGGCAGUUAGUGACACUGUUCUCGGCUCCGAACUACUGCGGCGAGUUUGAUAAUGCAGGUGCCAUGAUGUCAGUAGACGAGACUCUCAUGUGCAGUUUCCAAAUUUUGAAACCGGCCGAUAAAAGGAAAUUUACUUACGGUGGUCUGAAUGCUGGACGGCCUGUGACGCCACCACGGGGCGCUAACAACAAAAAUAAGAAAAAGUGAAAACCUUAGAUUUACCUUUUUGAAUGCACGAUGCUUAGGAUCUUACAAUUACUACCGCCCGAUCCAACAUCUAUUAAGACAUCAAUACUUUGUAAGAGAGAGAGAAGGAGGUGGGGGGAGUGAGCGAGCAAGCGAGUGAGUGAGUGAGUGAGUGAGUGAGUGAGUGAGUGAGUGAGUGAGUGAGUGAGUGAGUGAGUGAG
Monomorium pharaonis (pharaoh ant) is the source of this 1426-nucleotide messenger RNA. RefSeq names its product serine/threonine-protein phosphatase alpha-2 isoform. The record is from RefSeq and is a predicted model, not a curated record. Gene Ontology annotation, cellular component: cytoplasm; nucleus. The coding region runs from base 240 to 1226 and encodes 328 amino acids. Gene Ontology annotation, molecular function: protein serine/threonine phosphatase activity. Lineage: Eukaryota; Metazoa; Arthropoda; Insecta; Hymenoptera; Formicidae. The transcript has 5 exons.